CAUCGGAGAGACAAUAGGGCAACAGCAGUCGCUCUGUCAGACGCAUCAGCGCGAUGUGCACAAGAAUCAAUAUUAGUACAUCAAAGCUUUAAGAAAAUAACAGAGAGGGCAGCAGAAAAAUAUUGCUUCUGAUGUUUUAGUCAUUAACACUGACCACAACGGAAUGACAGCGGGGGUUUGCGCAUCAUUCGUUCCUUAAAAGAUUUCUAAAUCAACUGUUGUCGUGGAAACUGGUCUCUCCGUCUCUGGAAUAAUGAGCUCCUCGCCCCACAUGUCCCGCUCCUCCAUUGACAUCCUGGAAGAGCUGCAGCUCAUCACUGCUGAGAACCUGGAGAAGCUGGACUUUAAUAAAUACUAUGAGGUCAUUAGGGAGCUUGGGAAGGGCACCUAUGGCAAGGUGGACCUGGUCAUCCACAAGAUCAGAGGCACGAAAAUGGCCUUGAAAUUCUUGAGGAAGAAAACCACUAAGCUGAAGAGUUUCCUACGCGAGUACAGCAUCUCGCUCUACCUGUCACCCUGCCCUUUCAUCAUCAACAUGUAUGGCAUUGCCUUCGAAACCGACGAAUACUACAUUUUCGCUCAAGAGUAUGCACUGGCAGGUGAUCUCUUUGACAUCAUUCCUCCCCAGGUUGGGUUGCCAGAGAACGUCGCCAAGCGGUGUGUGCACCAGGUGGCGAUUGCACUGGAUUACCUGCACUGCAAGAAGCUGGUGCAUCGUGACAUCAAGCCGGAGAACGUCCUCAUCUUUGACAAGGAGUGCCGGAAGGUGAAACUGUCAGACUUUGGCAUGACGCGAUGCGCUGGCUCUCCAGUGAAGCGGGUGAGCGGAACCAUCCCGUACACGGCUCCAGAACUGUGCGACCCAAGUCGGCAAGAGGGCCUGUGUGUAGACUACAGCACAGACGUGUGGGCCUUCGGCGUGCUUCUGUUCUGCAUGCUCACUGGGAAUUUCCCCUGGGAAAAAGCACUCCCGUCCGACGCCUUCUACGAGGAGUUUGUGCGCUGGCAGCAUCGGCGGAGGCGAACCAGUGCGGUGCCUUCCCAGUGGCGGCGUUUCACUGACGACGCACUCUGCAUGUUCCGCUGCCUGCUGUCCAUCGAGCAGGACCGCCGAUGCUCUGUCAAAGAGGUCUUUAGCUACUUCAACCACUGCUGGAUGCUCGACACGGAGAACGGCAACACGACCCAUGUCUCGGGCGGUAACGGCAACACAGUGAUGAAUGGCCGUCAGGCAGAGCUUAGCUCUUCUUCCUCGGAAGAAGAUGAGCUGGUGGACCGUUUGAAGCAACAGAGCUUGUCCCCAGUGUGCGGGGUAGCUAAAGGAGGUAUUGUCAUGGAGCCAGUGACGGCGCACUACUCCUCUACGUCCACGAACAGCCCCGCUUCCUCCACUGGCGGCUACGAGCGCGUCUCCCGUGAUAACAAUGGCAAUGGUCGAAUCCUAGUCACGACACCAAUUGAAAUAUGCGUUUAGUGAAGUCACUGGCAUUAACCUAUCUUGCACAUAUACUUGGGAUGACUAGAUGACAAUAAGGACUCAAGUCCUUGUGAAGCAAACGCGUCAGAGGCUCACGCACAAUGCUCAGCAUCCCAAGAAGAGCUGACAGCUUGAAACUCUUCCCGAUGACGAGUAUCUCUGAGGGAAUCUGUAAGACAAUCACCAAAGUCUGCAGAUUGUGUCUCAACCACGUUUUCCACAUAUAAUUAGACCAAAACGACACAUUGGAAACUUUAGAGGAAUAGAAAAAACUAUAAAGCAAUAUGUUGCGUCUUUGAUUUGGAACAUGGAAAAAACUUUUCAUGUGGAGACUUAUGUGGUUUUAGAAGCACAGUAGGAACUGUGUUGGUAUUGUUUUGUGCUCGUGCAUCCCUGUGAUCAGUGGAUAUGACUUUGGAAGAUUAUUGGUUACUUUAUAAACGUGUUGUGUGAUUCAUUUUGGUCUUGACCUUUUUGUUAUUUAUUUAAUGUUGUAGCAUUACAAUGUUAAUUUAUAAUUUGCAGAGAAUCUGCACUGUCAAAUUUCAGUUUGCUCACUAUUACACCAAAACUGGCAAGAAAAGAUCACUUGAUUUCAGAAGACUGUUAGGGAGGUUUGAAUGGUAGAUUGAAAAACUCUGUCACCUAUUGCUAAACAUCUGCAUUCAGAAACAGUUCUUUACGGGGCUAUAGGUGCACAAAUACAGGAGUGAUUUAGACAAGAUGGCUACCAGAAACACACUUUAAACACCAUUGAGCCAUUCAUGUAUUCAUACAGUAAGUAAAGUACAAUACCACUUUAUGUACUUUACAUUAUUUCCUCUUUCUGAGCAUCACGGAUGGAGUCCUGAUAGCACACGUAUGUCACUGAGACGUCUUUUUGAUUUUCUCUAGAAGAUGUCAGUUUUGGAGUCUCUUGAGAAGUUGGAUGUUAGAAUGACAUUCAGCCAAUGUUUUUCCAGUGUGAGACUUAGAAUUAUAUAGAUUAAUUUGUUUUAAGUUGUUAAUCAGAUGUUUGUAGACAAAACAUGAAGCUUACAAGAGCAUGUUAUACUUUCCAGAUUUGCAGUGUUCUCUUUCAUAGAUGUCUUGUUGACGUACAUGUGCUUACUGAGUGAAGUUUAAGGAUUUCUCAGGUAUACCAUUCACUGUGUCAACAUGAAAUCAAAAUUUACACUAUUUACUUUCUUUAUACAUAUUCCCAGUCUUACCGUGCACUUGCCAGUGCACAUUACUCAAAACAUGAAAAGAGUUGUCUUCAUCAAGGGUUGUUUACUAAAAAUUUCUUCCACUAAACUGAUCUUUGUUUCUUUUUCUUACUUUCAAACCCUCCCUUCCAACCGCUUGACUUCAUUCUGAUAUGUAACAGAAACUUCAGAUAAAUUCCGAUACCGCCCCUUCAUUUUUUCUCACUGAGUAUCCUGUUUUACAUUAAAAUGUCAAAUGAUGGUUAUUUUUAGUAGAAUUAUUCGUGAAAUGGUUUCAAACACCAUUUCAUGUUUUCUUUAACACAUAAUUUGUUACUUGAGGCGUAGGAAGGAUCUGUUAAAUGAAAAUGUCAUAUUUAUUUUUCAUGACUAAUGGGGCAUUGAUGUCUAAAAAAAAAAAAAAGUGCUGCUUUGGUCCAAAAAAUGAAGGUCAUGUUGUAUAUCUGUGUAAGAUCUUUUAUUUGGACCAUUAAUUACAUAGAAAAAAAAAUUGCCAGCUGCUAAACCUGGUAUACUCUGCAUUUAGAUAUUAAAAUCACAAGUCUUGCGCAAUUUAAAAAAGUUUUUUUCAUUUUUUUAUUUAAUAUUUAUACAUUUUACAAUGACAUUUGUUCAAUGUCAUACUCUUGUUUGAAGAAAGGUAGCAGAAGAAGUUAAUUCAUUGGAAAUGUUUUGAUCUUGUGUUGUUAAAAUGCAAAAAAAAUAAUAUAGAAGUGUCGACAAUGUUUGAAAGGGCAUUUUUGCAUGGAUAACAGGAAACCAAUGUAAGGAGAUGGUAUCUGUGCUACUUUUUAGAAUUGUGACAAUUAUUGUGUAGUAAUACUUGAAAUUAGCACAAGUUUGCAUAUCUUGAUAAAGUUUCAGUGGAGUCAAAAAGGACAAUGUGCAAAUAAAGAAAAAAAAGGAAAACAAGUUUUUUAAUUCUUCAUGUGCAGAACAUGGGCCAACAGUACAGUACGUACAAAACAUAUUGAUGUGCUCAUAGACAAUAACCAUGAAGAAGCUGAAAGACAAUUCAACCCUGCAAAAUGUAUGAAGAAAACAAGUCAAAUGUGAAAAUCUUUCGUUAAAAGGACAAAAACAGACGUUUUAACGUGUUGUGUUUUCCAGAAAUAUUUGCAUGAAUCAACAUUGCUCUGGAGAAACAUUGUAGAAAUAAAAACUAAAAGUA
Messenger RNA from Labeo rohita (rohu), 3856 nucleotides. Its product is annotated as un-named sa1261. NCBI's taxonomy places the organism in Eukaryota, Metazoa, Chordata, Actinopteri, Cypriniformes, Cyprinidae. The transcript is spliced from 4 exons. Bases 254 to 1474 code for a protein of 406 amino acids. Gene Ontology annotation, biological process: peptidyl-serine phosphorylation; peptidyl-threonine phosphorylation. Gene Ontology annotation, molecular function: protein serine/threonine kinase activity; ATP binding. The record is from RefSeq and is a predicted model, not a curated record.